GAGUUAGAUUUUGCCUCUUUAUCAUUUCGGUAAUUAAAUCAAAUUCUUGAAAUCCUGCUUGCAGCUGGAAGGCCAGAACCGCCUUCCUCCCUUCCCGGAGAGGCUCAAAGCGGCGAUAUGGAAGACCUACCACCUUCCAUCGUCGUCGAGAUACUGAGUCGGCUCGGUGACUCAACCGACCUCGCUCGCUGCCGACUCGCUUCUCGAAACCUGCGAUUCCUCUCCGCCGACGUCCGAUCCAUAUCUGUCGUUUGCUCUCGCGAACGCUUUCUCCGAGCUCGCGCUCCGGCGACUAGGGAACUCACUAUUCCCUUCCGAUCACUCGUCUUCAACCUGCUUUCCUUCCUGUCGAGAAGCGAUGGAGGCUGCGCUCUCCGCUCACUCUCUCUCUCCGUGGAGGAACCCGACGCUGCUAGUGCUGAUGAGGAGGAGGAUGAUGGCGGGUUUGAUGAUGGUGACGAUCUCCACCUUACUGCUGCUGAUUUUCUUUCUCAGUGGCUGCCAUUGGUUGCAUUAGGGCUGACAUCACUCUCUAUUGGGGACUACUGGUGUCAGGCUUGCUGGCGGCCGUCGACGGCGUUUCAUCUUAUCUCGGAACAAUGUUGUAACCUCCUCAACUUGGAAAUGAAGAACGCUUCCUUGUCGGUUGCUGGGCUUAAACCCAUGCUGAAUCUGAUGACUUUGAGGCUUGAAUUCAUCAGAUUAGAUGAUGAAGACCUAGACAAGGUCAAUGAGUGCUUUCCUUCCCUUCAAAUUCUUAAAUUAAUUGGAGUUGGAGGACUAAGAAAGCCUAAGAUUGCCCUUACACAGCUAAGGAUAUGCCAUUGGACGGUUUCAAAUUUUCCCUUGUCUUUGGCAAUUCAUGCACCCAACUUAGUUGAAUUGAAGUUAGAAUGUGUUGAACCGAAGUAUCUUGUUCUCGAAACCCCACUACUCUCUCAAAUUGACCUUAAGAUCAAAAAACCAGGCGGACAUAUCAAAGUUGGAAGUUUUCUUUGCUUGAAAUCUGUCAGGAUGGAAACAUCAUAUCUAAAAGGCAUCAAACAACUUUUUGAAGGGUGUCAUGCUGUUAAGAAGUUGGAGCUUCAAGAAUUCAACUCUUCUAAAAUUGAUGAAUCAUUCGAAAAAUUUACAGUGCUUGACAUUAUCAGUACAUUUCCCAAUGUGGAUGAUCUUGAGUUAGGACCAGGAGCCUGGAAUCAACUGGAAACUUCUUUUGUUGGCUGCAGGGACUCUUAUAUUUCCUGUGAGUGGAGGAAUUUGAAGAGUUUGACCAUUAAACUGCCGCCUGGUGAUCUUACUAUAGCUACGUUGUCUGUUUUGCUUAAAUUUUGCAUACCUUCGUGUGAAGUGGCAGUGUUUCUUCACAAAGAUUCUCCUGAUUGUACCAAGAAUAGAAUCAUCGCAAGGUGCGCAGGCAAUUUCCCAAGGUAUAAGUGGAAAUGGGGAAUUUGGAAGGAAACAUGUCUAGAUUCCUUAUUGGAUUUACAGAAUGAUACGAACUUCUGACCUGGAGGUUUUCUCUAAACACUACAGGUUCUUUACUUUUUUUAGUGGUAGUUUUUUUCUGAAGUAUAAUAUAUUGGCAUACAAGUAUAUUGAAAGUAGCAAAUCUGCAAUGAAAAGAGAUUUAUGGCAAACUAUACUAACACUAGAAAAAUGAUUGAGGGAUUCUUAGACUCACUUCUGUAUAUAUUUUGAUAAGACACAAGUUAUAUAUAGUUUUUACUAGGCUUGAUAUUGUCUUUGUCAAUCGUGUGAUGAUUUUAUACUUCUAAUACUCAAUGAUAUUUGUAAUUAAGAUGUAAUGCAGCAAAGUCUUUCAAACAUUUUAUGCCUUAUUUUGUAAAUUCCGUGGGAACAACUUCUUUUUACUUGAAGAAAACAGAACUUCGAUA
This is a messenger RNA of Dendrobium catenatum, 1898 nucleotides long. RefSeq names its product F-box/LRR-repeat protein At4g29420. The coding region runs from base 118 to 1509 and encodes 463 amino acids. Gene Ontology annotation, molecular function: protein binding. Lineage: Eukaryota; Viridiplantae; Streptophyta; Magnoliopsida; Asparagales; Orchidaceae. The transcript has 2 exons. The record is from RefSeq and is a predicted model, not a curated record.